AUGGCAACCAUACCCACCCGCAGAGGUUUCUCUGCACUGCUGAACACGACCUCCUCUUCCUCCAGAGCCGCCCCGCUCGCCUACCGGUUACCACGCCCAUACCGCCAUAUCUCCACCACCAGCCGCCGCAGCGCCACAUACGCGACCGCGCCCAAAGCCGGCGCCACAACGACAUCGACGGCAGCAAAGACUACGUCCUCGUAUAGCAGACCUGCUACAUCGACAAGCACAUCUAGUGCUGCCCCCGCUGCAAAAUCAGCUGCUACGCCAUCAUCCAGCACUACCACCACAACCACCGCUGCCGCCGUCCCACGCACAGUAGUCCCUUCAUUCCCUGCCAAAGAACCGCCCGUACCCACCACUCGCUCCACCACCGCUGACUCUCUCGCACGCUCGCAGCGGUCCCUCACCGACGGUCUCUCCGACGCGCCUGCGGAAAUCGAAGGCGUGCCCGCUGUAGACUGGACGCGCUCGUACCAUGGCUUAGGCAGUAUAUCAUUUACCCCCGAGCAAGCGGAGACUCUCCUUGCGCCCAUUACACAGGACGAUGUCGAAGUUAAGCCCGAUGGGAUCUUAUACCUCCCUGAGAUUAAAUACAGGCGUAUACUGAACAAGGCGUUUGGACCAGGGGGGUGGGGUCUCGCGCCCAGGGGGGAAAGUAUUGUGACGGGCAAGUUGGUGACGAGGGAAUAUGGCCUGAUCGUUCAGGGACGCCCCCAGCCCACCAUCCUGACAAGAAGAAGCCUCGUCUCCAUUGCCCGUGGCGAACAACAAUACUUUGACCCCGACGGCAUCCCGACCGCCACCGAGGGCUGCAAGUCCAAUGCGCUCAUGCGCUGCUGCAAGGACCUCGGCAUCGCCAGCGAACUCUGGGAUCCCCGCUUCAUCCGCGACUUCUCCGCCAAGAUGACAAAGGAGGUCUGGGUCGAGCAUGCAAGCACCAAGAAGAAGAGGAAGAUUGUCCUGCGCAAGGAUGACUCGGCAAAGUAUCCGUUCAAGGAGGUCAAGCUGUAG
Molecule: messenger RNA, 1014 nt
Organism: Plenodomus lingam JN3
Lineage: Eukaryota; Fungi; Ascomycota; Dothideomycetes; Pleosporales; Leptosphaeriaceae
Source: RefSeq, a predicted model, not a curated record